UUAAUAUUAAAUCAGUUUUGAGGACCGCCAUGCUUAAAAUUCUAUGGCGGAGUGUUCAGAGGAAAAGGUCAAAAUACCCUUCGGAGAGAAGCGGCUGGAUGCUGUGAUAACUUUCACGGAUAAGGUGUCCGAUGUUCGGACCGCGGUAGUUCUGACCCACGGGGCCGGCGGAGACAUGAACUUCAGGCACCUGGUGUCGCUGGCGCGUGCCGUGGCGGCGUCGGGGCACAUCUGCGUGCGCUUCACCUGUAAAAGCCUGAACCUGCCGUACAGAGUGAAGGCUUACGGGGCCGUGGUGACAUAUUUAAAAAGCCAUGGCAGAUUCACACUGACAAAACUAUUCCUCGGGGGCCGGUCCAUGGGUGCGCGUGCAGCCGUCUCUCUGGCCAGGCAGCUGAGCGAGGAGGGCGACGAGUGUGUGUGGGGCGUGGUGUGUGUGUCCUUCCCCCUCCACCCCCCUGCUCAGACACACACACACACACACCAGGAGCGCAGCCAGGACCUCCGGGCACUAUCCCAUCAGCCCGUGCUCUUCAUCUCAGGCACCGCUGACAACAUGUGUGAACGGAAGCUUCUGGAAGAGUUGGUGCAGGAUAUGCAAGCCCCUGCAGCUGUGAGAUGGAUUGAGGGGGGGGGGCAUGGACUCGCUGUCAAGGGGCGACCCGAGGAGGCCGUGCUAGAAGAGGUCAACACACACAUCACGGAGUGGAUACAGCAACAGCUGUCUAAUUGACCUCCACACACAUCACGGAGUGGAUGCAGCAACAGCUGUCUGAUUGACCUCCACACACAUCACAGAGUGGAUACAGCAACAGCUGUCUGAUUGACCUCCACACACAUCACGGAGUGGAUACAGCAACAGCUGUCUGAUUGACCUCCACACACAUCACGGAGUGGAUACAGCAACAGCUGUCUGAUUGACAUCCACACACACACGUCACGGAGUGGACACAACAAUAGCUCUUAGAUAAACAUCACCACACACACACACAUCACAGAGUGGAUACAGCAACAGCUCUCAGAUAAACAUCACCACACACACACGUCACAGAGUAACGGGGUCAUAAGCUAAUGAGGUCAAUACCCCACACUACAAGGCACAUGUCUGACAGCAUGCAGAAUGAGAAUUACACCUGAAACAAGCAAAGGCUGAAUCCUGUUAUAUAAUGUGAAAUUAUGUCAAUUAUAUAAAUAAACAACCAACUGUAGCCUAUAGGACAUAAGGUGUAAUGAAAGCAGUGAAUAAAGAUGAAAAUCUGA
Alosa sapidissima (American shad) is the source of this 1260-nucleotide messenger RNA. RefSeq names its product testis expressed 30 (gene tex30). The transcript is spliced from 5 exons. The coding region runs from base 44 to 733 and encodes 229 amino acids. The record is from RefSeq and is a predicted model, not a curated record. Lineage: Eukaryota; Metazoa; Chordata; Actinopteri; Clupeiformes; Clupeidae.